Guyanagaster necrorhizus is the source of this 1027-nucleotide messenger RNA. RefSeq lists its product as uncharacterized. Lineage: Eukaryota; Fungi; Basidiomycota; Agaricomycetes; Agaricales; Physalacriaceae. Bases 246 to 968 code for a protein of 240 amino acids. The record is from RefSeq and is a predicted model, not a curated record. The transcript has 2 exons.
UCUUUAUCCAGUAUGAAGGCGAGAAGGAUACGCGUGGGCCGGCAGACUUUUCUGGCGCGGUCAAGAUUCUGGACGAGGAGGACGAAGAGGACGACGACGAGGUUGUCUCGGCCGUGCCGUCAAAACGCAGGGGCAGUGGACGACUCAGACCAGUGGGGACCGGUGACCUUGGCGAGCUCGACUACCAGCACGCUCAGCACCAUCCGUCUCACCACUCCCACAUCCCGCCACCUCCGCCUCGCGCCAUGGCGAUACCCCCGCCGCCCAUCCCCCAGACGCCCCUCCAGCAGUCCUCAACAUCGUCCUCGUCGCUCCCUAUCUCCUCCCUCCGCCACCCGCAUCCAAACACCAACCCCCAUAAGAAGCAGCGUCUCUCUCCGCCCUCAGUCUCUGGCCCCGGCAUGCAUAGCCGUUCCUCCUCUGGAUCCGGGUCUGGUGGUGGAGGUGGAGGUGGAGGGGGGGGAGGCGGAACCGCAAGCCAAGGAGGAGGCUUCUACCCGCCCCCCUCUACUGCGCAGUACCACCACACGCCCUUUUACAGUGGCGGCGGCGGCGGGGGUGGAGGAGGCGGAGGCGGGGGCGGAGGCAACUUCUCCACUCCUGCCCAAUUCGGAGGCGAGAGGCGAUAUGCGGGUUACCCCACCCUGAGCCCGCCCAUGUCCCGCGGAGGUGGAGAGAUUUUUGGCUUGUUUGACGAUCAUGGCAGGCCCGGCUCGUCUGGUGGGCCGGCGGGCGCGGGGCCUGGUCCUGGUGGCUUUGAUUGGCCUAUACAUGCUCCGCCGAAUGCCCAAGCUGGCACUGGGCCGACGCAUAGUCCUACUCAGGGGAGGGUCGACGGUGCUUGGUUGGACUUUUUGAGUACCAGUAAUGGGGGGCCUGGUGGUGGCAGUAGGCCGUCGACUAGCUGGGAGAGGGAUACCGGGGCUGGAGGUGAUGAAGGCGGAGUCGUAGAGAAGGAGGAGGGGUAGGGCCUACGCUUCCUAUAAACGGUUUAUUGGACCCUCAUUUUUGUUUUUGAUGUGCUUUU